Messenger RNA from Trichoderma virens Gv29-8, 1065 nucleotides. RefSeq lists its product as uncharacterized. The transcript has 4 exons. The record is from RefSeq and is a predicted model, not a curated record. Bases 1 to 1065 code for a protein of 354 amino acids. Lineage: Eukaryota; Fungi; Ascomycota; Sordariomycetes; Hypocreales; Hypocreaceae.
AUGAGUGCCCAGAAUAAUGUCAGUUCUGUCUAUUUGGACAAUGUCGACUUCUUCAUAAACACGAGCAACAUGGUCAAUCUCUCUUGGCCAGACGUGUCGGAGGCAUUUGCCAAGCCCUUGAUGCUCAAUUCGUUUCCCAUCUCUGGCUACGACUGGACUCAGCCUUACCCAGGAAAGGGUCUUGUUGACGGCCAUGGUGUGCGUCUUUCGAUAACUGACGAUUUUACUAUUGAUGACAGGAGGGAUGUGGAAAACUCGACCACAAUCCUGACUUCGUUGACCUUUAGCAUCCCUGAACACAUGAGGCGUAACGGAAAAGCCUUACCCAUGGACCCAUCAUGGUAUAUCUGCCGCCAUAUCUUUAUUUCGACCAAUCCCGAGGCCAAAAAAUCUGCUGAUAGAGGCAAAUGCGGAACAAUCACUCAGGAAUGUGCGAAUGACCUUGCUGCCGACUUGACCUGGGAUUGGGGCUACGCAAACGAUGAUUCUAUGUGCUCGCAGCGGAUAGGCCAUCCUAUUCCGAACAAUUGCGUCGGCUCACUUGGUUAUUCUAUUCAGGAUAUUCUAGUUGCCAACAGCACUAUUGUGGCCGAUCCUGUGCUAGGGCCUCUCCAGACAAGCGGGAAGCAGCAACAAAACAGCUGGCGUAUUGGAACUGGCUAUCACCGUCCUCGUGAUCCUCUUGCCUUUGAAAAAGCCUAUAACAGAACCUACCUCGUGGCUACUGUUUGGGGCUUCAGCAGGGGAACUGAUCCCAAGGACGUUAAAAUCCCAAGAAUCACUUGGACCUGCGUAUCGGGUGGAACUCCCUGGGUGCCGCCUGCUCAUGACUUUCCCGAUCCCCCACCGCAUUUACAUGAAACCUACGCGCCUAGCAGGCCGCCUUCAACUGCCACCUCAUCCAGGGUGACAACUUCGUCUACUAUCACGUCUGGCGUGACAACUUCAUCUACUACCACUUCUACCGGUUCAGCUUUAUCUGCCACCCCCACGUCUACCGGGCCAACCUCGACAGAGCCGAAUUUGCAAAUUAUGGUAUUACUGCUGUUUAAGAACUAUACUUAG